UAUAUAGACUUUUGUGAGAAAAAAACCCAAUCUUUGGACACAUGCCAAGUUUUCUGUCUCCAUUAUCCAUCUCCCAAUUACCAGUAAUAAUUUCGAUAUUAAAAAGGUUGCCUUUUUAUUUUACCCAUCUGGAUUUUGCCCUGUAUUUAAUACUUGCAUGUAGUACUACUUUUUUCUUUUUUUCUUUGGGUCUUGUUCACCUGUAACCAUCAAUUAUUUAUUUAAUUAAAAGUAUUUUUUAAUUAAUUUUCCCAAUCUGGGUUUCCUCGGAAAAUAAUUCAUUGGUGGCUGUUCCAUUUGCCUGGAAAUUCACUAAAAAUAAUACCACCCCACCUUCAUUUUUAGUCCCAAACCUUCCUUCUGGAUUUGUGGGCUGAGCUUUUCCCCACUGUGGUGCCUGUUUGUUCCCCAAGAUUCAACCUUUCUUCCUUCCUUCCUUCCUUCCUUCUAUUUUUUAUUUUCUUGAUUUUUUUUAAUUUAAUUAAUUAUAUUUUUGCAAUGCCCUUUUAGUGACAAGACAAAGAUUCAUCUUGUAGCUGUAGCUAGCUCUGAUUUCUUAGUCUUUGCAACAGUCAAUAAGCGCUUCUGAUCUGCUUGUUCCAAACCCCUGUGUGUGUGUGUGUGUGUUUUCUUGCUUUUUUUUUUUUUUUUUCCAAGAAUUCAUAUUUACAGCAAGAAUCUUGAAAGAUUUUUGCAUCUGGGUGUUUUUUCUUUCUCCCAGAAAGUGAUGCAUAAGGAGAAAAACCCUCAUAAAAAUGGCAACUUUAACCCCAGGAGUUUUGCUAAAGCUACUGCAGCACAUGAACACAGAUGUGAAAGUUGCAGGGGAGCACCGCUCAUCUCUACUUCAAGUAGUAAGCAUUGUCCCUGCACUAGCUGGCGGUGAACUCUUCCCAAACCAAGGGUUUUACCUCAAGGUAUCCGAUUCUUCACACGCCACCUAUGUUUCAUUACCCGAUGAGCACGAUGACCUAAUCCUUAGUGACAAGAUUCAAUUGGGUCAAUUCAUACAUGUCGAAAAACUCGAAGCCGCCUCCCCGGUGCCUUAUCUUCGAGGGGUUAGGCCAAUCCCGGGCCGCCACCCUUGUAUGGGUACCCCUGAGGAUAUAGUUGCCACCCAUUCUUUAAAUUUCCUCAACAACAAUGCUAAUCCGUCUUCGAAUUCCAAAUCGAAAUCGGCUUCGAAAUCGAGCAAUUUAGCAUCGGUGAAGGCUUCUUCGAGAUUGAAUAAUAGUGGUGGUGGUUCGAAUUCGAAAGAUGAUAGAGUAGUGGUGGAUAAUAAGAAGGCUGCUCCUGGAUUGACUAGAUCCAAGUCGCAGCUUUCGAAGCUGGCUUUGUCUGUGGAUGUGAAGAGGGAAUCUUCCGGAAAGUUGAAGUCUUCGGGGUCUAGGUCGAUACCUUCUUCUCCGACUAGUUGCUAUUCGUUGCCGAUUUCUUUUGAUAAGUUUGCGAAUGGUGUUAAGCAGCAGGCGAAGAUUAAGGGUUUGGAGAGAUUGGAGAAGGCAACCGGUAAAGAAAAACCGAGCCCUGUUCGUGGGUCCAGCCCGAUUGGAAAGAAGGUUCCGAAUGGGAAUUUGAUGAAGAAUAUUAUUGGUCAUGGACUUGAAUUAGGCCCUAAAGCAUUGAGAAAGAGCUGGGAAGGGAAUAUGGAUGCCAAGAGUAGGGAAAGUCCGAGAUUGAAGUUUAAUAAGCCGGAUUUGAAGCCCGACGAACGAAGCAAUUCUGCACCGAGGAAAUCGAUAAGCGAAAGGUUGCCCCCGAAGGAAGAUAAUAAGAUGUCUUCAAAGUCUGCAAGAGAAGAAAGUAGUAAGGUGAAUCCAUCGGUGAAGAAAGCUUCUUCUGUAAAUGGAGAUGCGCCCGAUAUUGCUAAUAAAUCAGCCGCACGAAGUUUUCUUGGAAAGAAGUCGCCUGGAGAGGUUGCUAAUGGACUUCCAGGAAAUUUGGUCAAGGUUUCUUUCAAUAAUCGGAGAUUAUCGGAUGCUAGUGUUUCGUGGGGGUCCCUUCCAUCUUCGCUCGCAAAGCUCGGGAAGGAAGUGUUGAAGCACAGAGAUGCUGCACAGACGGCUGCUGUAGAAGCAAUGCAAGAAGCUUCCACUGCAGAAACUCUGCUUCGAUGUUUAAGUACGUAUUCCGAGUUGAGUUCAUCAGCAAGAGAAGACAACCCGCACCCUACCGUCGAGCAGUUCUUGUCUCUACACGCAAGCUUGAAUAAAGCCCAUUUAGUGGCAGAUUCCUUAUCGAAGAUUCUCUCCACCGAUUCUUCAGACAACGAAGAAAAUCCAUCAGAAGAAGCAUUAAAGGUCACAUCAGAAAGCCGUAAACAGGCCGCUUCUUGGGUUAGUGCUGCAUUAGCCACCAAUUUAUCCUCCUUCACAGCGUACACCAAACCAGGCCCGAAGACAAUCACACCCAAUCAACCCGUAAUAGUCCUCGAUAACAACUCAACCAAGAACGGCACAGCUCCAAAAACCCUAACAAAACCCCGUCAAACGGUAAAUUCCAAAAAUUCCCUUAAGAGGCCGAACGAGGGCCCGAGUGUGAGAAAUUCGCCCCCGAUAGAAUGGGCUAAAGGAGACGGGCUCGAGGAGGCAGUUGAGCUCUCCGAAAUGCUCCGUAUGGAGUCACAAGAUUGGUUUCUGGGGUUUGUCGAGAGAUUCUUGGAUGCUGACGUGGACACUACUUCAUUGUCGGAUAACGGCCAAAUAGCUGGCAUGCUGAGUCAGCUCAAGAGCGUGAAUGAUUGGUUGGACGAGAUUGGAUCUUCUUGCAAGGAUGAAGAGGAAACGACGCAGCAUAUAUCUACGGAGACUAUUGAUCGGAUAAGGAAGAAGAUUUACGAGUAUCUUCUCACGCACGUGGAAUCUGCUGCUGCUGCACUUGGGAGCAGCACACAGCUGUCUCCCACAAUCGAUCCGAAAGCGAGGAGGUGAUUAUACUGAAAGUGUGAUUUUUUACUUUUGCAUAUGCCCGGGGCAAAAUAUAUAUGUAUUGUGUAUGUAUUUUUUAUACUGCCAAGCAGUUAUUGAAGGAGCUGAUACAUACUAUAUUUGCUGUAUAUAAUUUUUUUAGAGCAGUAAGGUAUAGAUUUGAGUAGGGCACAUUUGAACUGGAGCUCUGGCAUUGAUGUGAAGUUCAAGAUUUGUUCAUCUCAUUUUUUUUUCGGAACAGUUUUCUUUUUUAUGAUAGAUUGGAAUCGGGUUUUUUUUUUUU
Molecule: messenger RNA, 3210 nt
Organism: Erythranthe guttata (spotted monkey flower)
Lineage: Eukaryota; Viridiplantae; Streptophyta; Magnoliopsida; Lamiales; Phrymaceae
Product: GPI-anchored adhesin-like protein, putative (DUF936)
Source: RefSeq, a predicted model, not a curated record